AUUUUAUCGAAAUCUUCCGUUCUUAACCUAAUGGUGGUAAGAAUAGUGAUAAUAUUAUGAUUCUAUUAAUGAUUUAUUGUUAGCGACUAAAAAUACUAUAAGUACAUGAAUUUUCAUGAUACCGACCUGAACCGUCUCUGAGUAACAGGCCAAAACCCGUCAUUGCCCAUAGAGCCCCAUGUUAAAUUCAACUGGGUAGAACUUUUUAAUUUUUUGUCCGAUUUUGAUCAAAAUGAUCUUAAAUUGAUUGUAAUUAGACAAACAAUCAAUAAUCAUUGAUUUUAUAAGGUCACUUUUAAUAGUUUCAAACUAUUUACUAUUGAAAUUAACUAUAAAAAGGUUCAAUUUUAUGAUUUAAAAAACUUCGACAUAUAAUAAAGUUUAUCACAAGAAAAGUGUGUAAAUCGAUAAAAUAAUUUUCUAAUCAAAUGGAUGUCAAUGAUUAGAGAAAAAGUUGAUAUUCGAGUUUGAACUGUUUUCUGUUCGCUAGAUGGAACUAGCUGCUCGCAUUUUCUUUUUCUAAUUUAAACUUUGUCUCAAAUUAAUUUUCUCUCUAAUUGUCAACUAUGGUCAAUUUAUUUCUCUUUAAAUCAUUCUCUAUUAUACCUCUUUAAAUUUUAAGGUAAAUACUUUUUUCUCUCUUCAAUAUGUUUCUAGAUUUAAGAAUUGGAAUGAUUAUUAUUAUUUCAUGGAUUCCAUGGGAAAAGUCAUGCGCUUAUUUGAAAUUGGAAAAGAGAGUCGGUUUAUCGAAACUUGAAUGGACGAGAAAAGAGUUCAAAUGUAAAGAGAUGUUCCCAGUGGAUACAUGGAACAUGAAGAUUACCGAUAUUAGAACUUUUCAAUUUCAAUUUUCUCUUUUAAUUGUGAAUAUUAAUCAUCUUAAUUGUGUUUGAUUAUUUUUCUCUUUCUAUUCUUCAAGUGUAUUUAGUGAUUAACGUGCUCAUCAUAAGUGUCUCUCAACAGUUUGGUGAUAUUUUCUCUUGAGUUCCAAAGAAAAGUGUUCAUAAGAAUUAAUCUUAAUUUCUACUAAAUUUUACUACACAAAAUGAACUAUUCACACUUUCUAAUUGGACUAAUUCAUCUAAUGAUACAUUUGACUGAAGGGGAAAAAGGUGAGAAAGGCGACCAAGGUCCACAAGGACUUCCUGGCCCUCCGGGAUUAAGGGGGAAAGACGGGAGAAAAGGUUUAGAUGGGCCCCCAGGCCCACCAGGACCUCCAGGAUCAUUAUCGAGGUUUGAUGAGUGGACUUUGAGUGAUUCGAUUUAUCAAAGUGGAUCGGGAGUCGUGGGCCCUCCAGGUCCGAUGGGCCGAAGUGGUCAAAAGGGCGAAAGAGGAGAUAAAGGUGAUUCAGGGAAAAAGGGAGAUUCUGGUCAUCGGGGAGGUAAAGGAUCCAAGGGUGAUAUUGGAGAUUCGGGGCCUAAAGGACCGAUUGGCUUAGAUGGAGCAAAAGGAGAAAAGGCAAACUUUAAAGGAUAAUUAGUCCAAUUAAUUAACGACAAACUUUUAUAAUCACAGGGAGAACCAGGCGGAUGUCAACAAGCAGUUGCACUUCGACAUCCACAUAGAUUUGAAAUUGAUGAUCCUCAGGAUACUGAAGAGUAUUCAUAUUCAGUAGUUGGACCAAAAGGGGACAUUGGUCAGUUUUAACUAAGUCGGUUUUGGUUUUAGUGGUCAAUUUCAAUAAAAUUUUAACAAUUUCAUCAGGUGAACCAGGAAUUAUCGGCCCUCCAGGCCCUCGCGGAGAAAA
Messenger RNA from Panonychus citri (citrus red mite), 1748 nucleotides. RefSeq names its product collagen alpha-2(I) chain-like. The coding region runs from base 1046 to 1477 and encodes 143 amino acids. The transcript has 5 exons. Lineage: Eukaryota; Metazoa; Arthropoda; Arachnida; Trombidiformes; Tetranychidae. The record is from RefSeq and is a predicted model, not a curated record.